GGGUUCCUUCUGUUUGCAGAUGCGUUUUGACGUCUUUGACUUUUUGGCUGUCGUCGUCGUCGUCGUUGGCUUCUUUCUUCUCGAUAUUACGUUUGGAAAAUAUCCCUUUUUUCUCUCCUCGCUUAUUUAUCGCUUGAUUCAAUAAGCACGGCUGCUUCUAUUACUUCCAUUCCUUUUUGCCAUACGAGGACCUGAUCGAUCUCAAAAAGGGCCAUAUCUCGCACCUCUCAGUCUUUUUGUGUCGUUGGCUCUUCUUGCUCCUGCUGCUAGUCCGCGUAUUUUGCUUUCGGCCUUCUGCUCUGUUACGUCGUUUUUGAGGGACACGCGUUUUUCCAUCAACAAAGGGAGCAAAUCAAAUAAGCCAAACAAUAAUAGUAUAGUCUAUCUUUUUCCUCCCAUCUACCGCUCUGUGGAAUUUGCAUAGUGAAUCGGGGCCCGCAACCGAUUCAGCCUUUGGGGAUCAUCUCCACCCGUUACGCCCCGGUCGGGCCAGUUGCUCUGUUUACAUAACGCACACGAACAAAGUCAGCGCCUUGUCCGUCGUUACAACACCAGCAAGAGACCUGCUGUCCCUUUUCCACCUGCCUCGCUUCCCUGCCAAGUGUUGGCUCUAGUGCGCACAAAUACCUUUGACGUGCAACAUACGGACGAAGUCAACCUUGUCUUCUUUCAGCGAGGGACUCACACCGACUCUGCUGUCAACUCGGCCUCCUGCGCAUCCUCAUUAGCGGAUUCUUGACCCACAAAUCUCGUCCCCUGUCUCGACAAGCAGCUGCCACUUUCCACCACGGCGUCCCCUUUUCUGUGAAUAAUUAUUUCUCUGUUGUUUUCCCCUUACGUUUCUCUGCAAACAUUAUUAUACGAUAAUGUCGACCAAGAAAAGAAAUAUUGUACAACCUCUUUUGGACAACUCGGCCAAAGCAGGAACAGGAAGUAGCGUAAUUAAUGGUGUGAGAUUAAGCAGUGAACCAGACUCGACCAAGGUGAACAUUGUUCCCGCAAACGAUGGAAAGACCGGCGAACCGAUAGAUCUCCAAUAUACCAACUACAAAGUCAUCGGUAAUGGAUCAUUUGGCGUCGUCUUCCAAGCAAAGCUUCUCCCAAACGGAGAGCCUGUCGCGAUCAAGAAAGUAUUGCAGGACAAGCGGUUCAAGAACCGCGAAUUGCAAAUCAUGCGACUAGUUGACCACCGCAAUAUCUGCAGUCUGAAGGCGUUCUUCUACUCCAACGGAGAGAAAAAGGACGAGCUGUUCCUUAACCUUACGCUAGAGUAUAUACCCGAAACAAUAUACAGGGCUUCACGGCAUUACGCCAAGAUCAAGCAAACAAUGCCGAUGCUCUCUAUCAAGCUUUACAUGUAUCAACUCUUCAGAGCGCUUGCUUACAUCCACGCACUGGGCAUCUGCCACCGUGAUAUUAAACCACAAAACUUGCUGCUUGAUCCCGCAACUGGUGUUCUUAAGCUCUGUGACUUUGGGAGUGCAAAGAUUCUGGUGAAGGAUGAACCCAACGUGAGCUACAUAUGUUCCCGAUAUUACCGAGCCCCAGAGCUGAUAUUCGGAAGUACCGAUUACAACGUCAGCAUUGAUGUAUGGUCGACUGGAUGUGUAAUGGCUGAGCUCAUGCUGGGCCAACCUAUUUUCCCGGGAGAAUCCGGGGUAGAUCAAUUGGUUGAAAUUAUCAAAGUUCUCGGCACUCCAACGCGGGAACAAAUAAAGUCUAUGAACCGAAACUACACAGAGUACAAAUUCCCUCAAAUCAAAGCUGCCACAUGGCCCAAGGUGUUUAAGAACAAACCCACCACCCCCGAAUCCCUCGAUCUCAUUGGCAAGCUUCUCGAAUACACACCACCCAACCGAUUAACUGCCGUCGAGGCCAUGGCCCACAACUUCUUUGAUGAGUUACGCCUCCCUGAAACAAAAAUGAUGAACGGAAAGGAUUUCCCACCGUUGUUUGACUUCUCAACUCUGGAACUGUCUAUUCAACCUGAUUUGAACCGGGUUCUUGUUCCUGCACACGCCGAGCCAGCAUUGCGCGCUAGAGGAAUUGAUCUGGAUCAAUUCCAACCGGUGCCGAUUCAGCGGCCUUCACUCAGCGAUUAAGAGAGCAUAGACAGCGAAAUUUGGUUGGGAAAGUCACGAUUAGAGAUUCACGGUACAGGACUGUCCUGGUGGUCCCCAUCGAUGGGCAAAGCCUCGUUUGGGAGGGAGUGGGACAGAAUGCCAUGGACUUAAAUUCUGAUGGCUUUUCUUCCGUACAUUUUUCUCUGCCAGUAGUGUCUGUCCUUUCCACCUUUCCUCCAUCCUUUUUACCCUUAGUUUGGUUUUCCUCUUUCUGUGUGCUCUCUUUGUCUUUUCGUCCUUUCUUUCUUUCAUGUACAAAGUUGGUACAGGCGGCCCAUGGACUGUGAUGGACGUUUGGUUUUAUGAACAUAGAUGGUUAAAAGACUGGAAAUAUUUCUGCUUUCACCGCCAGAGAACUGGAGCGUGUCAGCAUAAUGACGUG
Molecule: messenger RNA, 2505 nt
Organism: Spizellomyces punctatus DAOM BR117
Lineage: Eukaryota; Fungi; Chytridiomycota; Chytridiomycetes; Spizellomycetales; Spizellomycetaceae
Product: CMGC/GSK protein kinase
Exons: 9
Coding region: 867-2102 (411 amino acids)
Biological process (GO): signal transduction; protein phosphorylation
Cellular component (GO): cytoplasm
Molecular function (GO): ATP binding; protein serine/threonine kinase activity; protein serine/threonine/tyrosine kinase activity
Source: RefSeq, a predicted model, not a curated record